Molecule: messenger RNA, 3130 nt
Organism: Molossus molossus (Pallas's mastiff bat)
Lineage: Eukaryota; Metazoa; Chordata; Mammalia; Chiroptera; Molossidae
Gene: IL1RAP
Product: interleukin 1 receptor accessory protein
Exons: 12
Coding region: 148-1923 (591 amino acids)
Biological process (GO): signal transduction
Molecular function (GO): interleukin-1 receptor activity; interleukin-1 receptor binding
Source: RefSeq, a predicted model, not a curated record
ACACCCAUUCCCAGAACUUUUUCAUCUUCCCAAGUUUCAACAGAAACUGUGCUCUUUAGACUCCGGCUCCCUGUUCCUCCAGCUCCUGGCAACUGCCAUCAGCAUCAUUUUCUCUACCUGCUAAAAACUGCCUAGGCAUCCAAGUUGAUGUUUUGGGAAACAAUGGCAUUAAAUAUGAUGGACAUACCAAUACCUCAGAAAGUAGACAAGAUGGGACUUCUGUGGUGUGUGAUGAGUCUCUACUUCUAUGGGAUCCUGCACAGUGAUGCCUCAGAGCGCUGCGAUGACUGGGGGCUAGAUACCAUGAGGCAAAUCCAAGUGUUUGAAGAUGAGCCAGCUCGCAUCAAGUGCCCACUCUUUGAACACUUCUUGAAAUAUAACUACAGCACAGCCCAUUCCGCUGGCCUUACUCUGAUCUGGUAUUGGACUAGGCAGGACCGGGACCUUGAGGAACCAAUUAACUUCCGCCUCCCUGAGAACCGCAUUAGUAAGGAGAAAGAUGUUCUCUGGUUCCGGCCCACCCUGCUCAAUGACACAGGCAACUAUACCUGCAUGUUAAGGAACACCACAUAUUGCAGCAAAGUUGCAUUCCCUCUGGAAGUUGUUCAAAAAGAUAGCUGCUUCAAUUCUCCCAUGAAAGUCCCAGUGCAUAAACUGUAUAUAGAAUAUGGUAUUCAGAAGAUCACUUGUCCAAAUACAGAUGGAUAUUUUCCUCCCAGUGUCAAACCAACUGUCACUUGGUAUAUGGGCUGUCAAAAAAUAGAAGACUUUAAUAAUGUGGUACCUGAAGACAUGAAUUUGAGUUUCCUCAUAGCUUUGGUUUCAAAUAAUGGAGAUUACACGUGCGUUGUUACAUAUCCAGAAAAUGGGCGCGAGUUCCAUCUCACCAGGACUCUGACUGUAAAGGUGGUUGGGUCUCCAAAAUAUGCAUUGCCCCCCCAGAUCCAUUCACCCAAUGAUCUUGUGGUGUAUGAGAAAGAACCAGGAGAGGAGCUAAUCAUCCCCUGUAAAGUCUUUUUUACUUUCCUGAAGGACUCUCACAAUGAGGUUUGGUGGACCAUUGACGGAAAAAAGCUAGACGACACCACUGUUGACGUAACUGUUAAUGAAAGUGUAAUUCUGACUAAAAUAGAAGAUGAAACAAGAACUCAGAUUCUGAGCAUCAAGAAAGUUACUGCCGAAGAUCUCAAACGCAACUAUGUCUGUCAUGCUAGAAAUGCCAAAGGGGAGGUUGACCAGCCAGCCAAGGUGAAGCAGAAAGUGAUAGCUCCAAGAUACACGGUGGAACUGGCCUGUGGUUUUGGAGUCACUGUGCUGCUCGUGGUGAUUCUCAUUGUUGUUUACCAUGUUUACUGGCUGGAGAUGGUCCUAUUUUACCGAGCUCAUUUUGGAACAGACGAAACCAUUUUAGAUGGGAAAGAAUAUGAUAUUUAUGUAUCCUAUGCAAGGAAUGCUGAAGAAGAAGAAUUUGUAUUACUGACCCUCCGUGGAGUUUUGGAGAAUGAAUUUGGAUACAAGCUGUGUAUCUUUGACAGAGACAGUCUGCCUGGGGGAAUUGUCACAGAUGAGACCUUGAGCUUCAUUCAGAAAAGCAGACGCCUGCUGGUUGUCCUAAGCCCCAACUACGUGCUCCAGGGAACCCAAGCCCUCCUGGAGCUCAAGGCUGGCCUAGAAAACAUGGCCUCUCGGGGAAACAUCAACGUCAUUUUAGUACAGUACAAAGCUGUAAAGGAGACGAAAGUGAAAGAGCUGAAGAAGGCUAAGACGGUGCUCACGGUCAUUAAAUGGAAAGGGGAGAAAUCCAAGUAUCCACAGGGCAGGUUCUGGAAGCAGCUGCAGGUGGCCAUGCCAGUGAAGAAAAGUUCCAGGUGGUCUAGAAGUGGGGAGCAGGGGCUCUCCUAUUCAUCCUUGAAAAAUGUGUGACAGGGACAUGAAAGGGGUAAACAGAUCCAAGGAUACCCCGGGAAGAAAGAGUUCCCCCUUCUUGAUACCCAAUUUAUUGUUUCAUGGACAGAAAAGAGUGCUAUGGAAGCCUCCCCCUAGGGAUAAAUUCGGGGUGACUGUGUGACUGGUUGUGUUUCCUCAGGCAAUACUAAGAUUUAGAAUGAUUGUGCCACCAGUCUGUCACCAGUGUCCAAUGUCACUACGUUCUUUGCAGGCAAAGUGUUGUUUGAUGCAAAGCUUGUCUUCUGCAUCUUCUUUCUCUGUUCUUACAUGUCCCUUCUCUGCCUUUGGCUAUGGAUUGAAAGACCCCUUAAAGAGAGGUCAUCUGUUGGCAGGGUCAUUAUGAGUGUCUCAGUAUAGUUUUUUUUUUCUUUUAUUAUUACCCAUCUGUUAAAAAGAUAACCAGGGUAUAUAUUUAGUGUAGCUGAGGAUAAUGAGCUCCUUUGCUCCUCCUACUGUACAACACACCGUCACAGCAAAACUGACACUCACUUAGACGAUGCAGAACGGUGUUACUGGAAAUGUCCCUUACAAUAGGUUUAAAGGACUUGCCUGCAUUUUCUCUACUGUAUACCCUGUGCCCUCUAUCUCAGGUAAUUGAUGUCAUAUGUGUCAACUCAAAAAAUGGAAUUGUCUUAUUACAGUAAACUUCUGAGUAUCUGUAGGUCAGUCCAUAUUUAUCAUUCUGUUUUCCCUGUCUACUCUAACUUGCUGGUAUCAGUCCCUCAGAAUUUCCAGGUGGCUCCACACUUGGUUCAGUCUGAGAGGAAGCUUCUCCUCAUGGUGCUAAUGGAGUGAAAUAACGGCAAAAUGCUUUUAGGGCAUUUUCUGGCUUGUGAGAAAAGGGCAGAGCAGGUGUUUGGCCAUUUGUCUUUUAUGCUCAGCCUUACUAAUGUGAAUAUGGGGACCGUGAUUUGCUCUCACUUGUUUCUGGCUCCCCAGUGUAAAGCAUGGAAGUUAGACUCAGUUGCGUUCAACAUUAAUGUUCUAAGAGAAUUAAUAGAACCCCUAGUAUUUUCCCUGUUUUGCUCACUGCUACAGUUAAUGCACUCACUCCAAACAAGUCAGCUGAGAGGUCACUGUCGAUGUAACUUGUUUUAGUUUGUUUUUAGUAAAACUUCAUUGUUCUUAAGACUUGGAAAAGUGAAAACUAAGUCCAGAGUUUACAGAGUGAUAAAUAUCUACA